AAUUUGUCAUACCAGGUGACAGAAGGGAAGUUUUUCUGGAUGAAUAUGUCCACUUUCAAAGAAAUACGACAGACACCAGACUACUUAUUUGUCCGCUUUAUCAAUUUUUAAAACGAAUAAUGCUGUUCGGCGGAAACCGCGGUAUUACCCGUACGGAAGAACAGCAAUAAAGUAUUCAUCUACGAAGUAACUCCACUUUCUCGCUACAAUUUUCAUGGAAAUGUAGCAGAAGUGGUAACUUACUGGACGGUGGAUAAUAGAGCAAUUACAAUAGAAUGAAAGAUAAACCGAGAAAUAAAAGCGGAAUUCGUAAACAUGUGGGAAGAAGGAAAGGGAAGGUACUCACGACUGUGUGGAGUUAUUUGUCAAUCUUCGUCCAGUCAGGAUGAAAACGUCGAUGAGUAAGGACUUCGCUUACGCGAUGACUCCGUUGAAGAUAUUGUCGUGGCCUGUAGGUACCUGGCCUCUUCAAGACUACGAUGUCUUCUCCGCUAUACGUGCCACUAUAGCGACCUUCUUCUUGCUGCUAAUGGUAACGGUCGUGCAAUCGGAGAUGUACUUAGACAACAGCGAUGCCGAGAAAAAUUUGGAUGGACUAGUACUUAUUACCUGCGGCAGUUUGGCAGCGUCAAAGAUUAUACAGUUUCGUAUUCGGCCUGCUGCCCUUAUCUCCAAUUUUACGUCCGCGGUUGAGGAUUAUAACGAAUUGCGGGACGAAGAGAAGCGAGUGAUAAUGCGAAAACACGCUUAUAUGGGCAGAGUGGCCAGUGCCAGUGUGAUAUGUUUCGCGUAUUUCAGCUCGAUUCUCUUCAUAACUGUACCUAUGCUGGCUGAAGAGGAAGAGAAAGAUAUAGUCAACGUAACGGAGGAAAGUAUAACGGAGUAUCCUUUACCUUCCGAAAAUGUAAUAGCAGUUAUAAAAAUGCCGGAUAAUUUGCAUUUCAUUGUUUUUAUCGUCGAAUACUUGAUGCUACUAUUCCUGAGUACUGGAAAUAUAGGGAGCGAUUCCUUGUUCUUCGGUAUCAUUUUUCACCUGUGCGGUCAGGUAGAAAUUCUGAGGCUUGAGUUCAAUAGAUUGAACAACGAGAACGAAAAAGCAAUGGAACAUUUCAUCUCAUUAACCAAGAGGCAUAUUUACCUGCUGAAGUUAGCCAAAAUGCUGAGCGAGACCAUCAGCUCUAUCUUGAUUGUGCAACUAUUCACGAGUUGUAUACUUAUUUGUACAAGCGGACUUCAAUUUAUUAUCGCUCUGAGCGUUGGAAACAUCGUCAUGACAAUAAAGUCAUUUAUAGUAUCGAGCACGCUACUGCUGCAAUUAUUUGCAUACAGCUACGUGGGCGAAUACUUAAAGCGUCAGAUGGAAGCCGUCGGUAACUCGGUGUAUUUCUGUAGCUGGUACGAUAUACCGAAAUGUGUGGCAAAGGAUAUCAUUUAUGUCAUUAUGAGAACUCAAGAUCCAGUUUUCUUAAAAGCUGGAAAAUUCUUCGUAGUCAAUAUGGAAACAUAUAUGAGUAUUAUAAAAACUUCUAUGUCGUAUCUUUCAGUUCUUCGAGUGAUGGUAACUACUUGAGAUCUUGUGUAAUAUAUAUGUAAUUCUACGAAGCUAUAUUAUUAUAAUAAAGCACAAUAAAGUAUUUAAUAUUAUA
This is a messenger RNA of Bombus terrestris (buff-tailed bumblebee), 1646 nucleotides long. Its product is annotated as odorant receptor 7a. Gene Ontology annotation, biological process: detection of chemical stimulus involved in sensory perception of smell; sensory perception of smell. The transcript has 5 exons. Gene Ontology annotation, cellular component: plasma membrane. The record is from RefSeq and is a predicted model, not a curated record. Bases 386 to 1570 code for a protein of 394 amino acids. NCBI's taxonomy places the organism in Eukaryota, Metazoa, Arthropoda, Insecta, Hymenoptera, Apidae. Gene Ontology annotation, molecular function: olfactory receptor activity; odorant binding.